This is a messenger RNA of Triplophysa dalaica, 2408 nucleotides long. RefSeq names its product FKBP prolyl isomerase 4 (gene fkbp4). The record is from RefSeq and is a predicted model, not a curated record. The transcript is spliced from 10 exons. Lineage: Eukaryota; Metazoa; Chordata; Actinopteri; Cypriniformes; Nemacheilidae. Bases 289 to 1629 code for a protein of 446 amino acids. Gene Ontology annotation, molecular function: protein binding; peptidyl-prolyl cis-trans isomerase activity.
CGUUGAGCAGAUUCAGUUUGCAUCGGCGGGUCGAACGUUAUAUAAACGCCUCGCACAGUCCGUCCGGGGUCUUACAGCCGCAUUCGACGAUCACCAGUCGUGAAAUACAAACCCUCGAGUCUUCUUGAACGCAAAACGUAUCUCCAAUUGCGACAUUAAAGCCGUUUACACGUACAGACGUCGAGUCUCGACCGAUAUCUUCGGAGGUAGAAAGACCCGAGAGUCGUUCUGCGAGGAGACAUAAUAUUCUUGGAGUUAUUUUGAGGGAAAUAAUUGUCAAAAUCAAAGAUGACUGCAGAAGAGGUGGUGAAUGAAGGCUGCAGCAUCCCCAUCGAGGGUGAAGACAUCACACCGAAGAAAGAUGGAGGUGUUUUAAAGCUGGUUAAGAUCGAGGGUACAGGCACCGAGUUGCCUAUGAUCGGUGAUAAAGUAUUCGUGCACUAUGUUGGAACGCUGCUGGAUGGCACACAGUUCGACUCCAGCCGUGAUCGAGGGGAGAAGUUUUCCUUUGAACUGGGAAAAGGUCAGGUGAUCAAAGCAUGGGACAUUGGUGUGGCCACAAUGAAGAUUGGUGAAAUCUGUCAAUUGGUUUGCAAACCUGAAUAUGCCUAUGGUGCCGCUGGCAACCCACCCAAAAUCCCACCCAAUGCUACCCUUAUGUUUCAGGUGGAGUUGUUUGAUUUUCACGGGGAGGACAUCACUAAUGAUGAAGAUGGGGGAAUUGUUCGCAGGAUCAUUACUAAAGGGGAAGGUUAUACAAAACCUAAUGAGGGAGCGUCUGUGGAAGUGUGUUUGGAGGGCAGUUAUGAGGAGCGCGUCUUCGAUGAGCGCGAGCUUAAGUUUGAGGUGGGAGAUGGAGAGAAUUUUGGUCUACCUCCAGGUGUUGAGAAAGCUCUGCAGUCGAUGGAGCAAGGGGAGGAAUCACUCUUCACUAUCAAACCAAAGUACGGUUUUGGAGCUGCUGGCAGUGACAAAUUCAACAUUCCACCUGGUGCUACCCUGAACUACAAAAUCAAACUCAAAGCGUUUGAGAAGGCCAAAGAGUCAUGGGAAAUGAGCUCAAGUGAGAAACUGGAACAGAGCGCUAUCGUCAAAGACAAAGGAACUCAGUAUUUUAAGGAAGGCAAAUACAAGCAAGCCGCCGUUCAGUAUAAACACAUCGUGUCAUGGCUGGAGCAGGAAUCCAGUCUGCAGGGUGAGGAGGAAGACAAGGCCAAAGCGCUGCGAUUAGCUGCACACCUUAACCUGGCUAUGUGCUACUUGAAACUGCAUGACCCGAGCCCUGCCCUCGAGAACUGUGACAAGGCACUGGAGCUAGACUCAAAUAACGAGAAGGCUUUGUUCAGGAGAGGAGAGGCGCUGUUCGUCAUGAAGGAUUUCGACAGGGCAAGAGCGGACUUCCAGCGCGUCACUCAGUUGUAUCCAGCCAAUAAGGCAGCAAAGAGCCAGAUCAUGCUCUGCCAGAAACAUAUCAAAGAGCAACAUGAGAAGGACAAACUCCUUUAUGCCAACAUGUUCCAGAAGUUUGCGGACAGGGACGCCAAAAAGGAGGCAGAGCAGGAGAAGAAAAUGAACGGCACGGUGAUGGAAAUAGAUGAAAACACACCCCUAGAACAAACCGCAGCAUAAUAGCACGCUCAUGUGCGUGUUUGUAUGAUUUACUGUCUAGUGUUUUUGUUGUUGUUUUUGUUUUUUUUAAAGAGGUUUUUUGUACCUUCUAUGAUGAUUUCCCCAUGAAAUGACUGUUUGUGUGAGCUUGGACGCUUCAGUUUUUAAUCUGAUGUAGCAAGUCGUUCGCUUUCCUACUGUGGUCAAGACCUUUCUGGCCAGGGUGUGCACUCGCAUGUGAUUGCGCACAUGUAUAAACGCUUGUGUGUGCGUUACUGUAAGGCAGCUGGUCGACCUGGCUGUGUUCUCUCUGCUGAAUCUCUUAUAUUGACGGAAGGUGGAAAUUAAAUUCUCAGCCUGUACUGCAGCCUCUCCUGAAACAAACUCCUUUAUGUGCGUGUAUUCAUUUCAGGGAUUAUCGUUUGAUUGUUCUAGUGAACAACAUCACCAAAAUGCUGAGAUUUUUAUUACGUUAAAAUAAAAGAGGUGCUUAUCUACGAUCUGCGGUCUUAAAAGAUGUUCGCAGUAUUGUCCCCUCAUCUCUCCUGGUGAACAGGAUUCCAGAUGAUCGUUCGAAAUCAGGUGCUCUCAGUAAUCUCAUGGCUCUUAAGGGAAGGAAGGAACAUUGAUGAAUUCUAGAAUUUCUUGUCCCUGAAACCCUGUUUGACAGAGUCCUAACCAGGACGAAAUUACGGUGUUGUCAUUUGUGCAGGUGAAAGAAAGGCAAAGAUCUGUUCUGUUCCCGUGUCCUUGAUGCUCCUCUGACGUUGACUAGAACAAUAAAACAAGCUCAAAAUCCU